Messenger RNA from Megachile rotundata (alfalfa leafcutting bee), 684 nucleotides. RefSeq names its product THUMP domain-containing protein 1. Gene Ontology annotation, molecular function: RNA binding. Gene Ontology annotation, biological process: tRNA modification. NCBI's taxonomy places the organism in Eukaryota, Metazoa, Arthropoda, Insecta, Hymenoptera, Megachilidae. The record is from RefSeq and is a predicted model, not a curated record.
UGCACAAGAACCAAAAACAUUCAGUAUUGUGUUUAAGUAAGUUUGUUAUCAUUUAAGCUACAAUUUAUAAAUAUCAUUUACUUUCUAUAUACAGUAUGUGUACAAAAUAUCAUUUCAGUCGUCAUAGUAACAAUAAUAUAAACAGAGAUGAAGUUAUCGAGGAUUUAGCAGAAAUAAUAAGCAAAAAGAAUCCUGGAAAUAAAGCAGAUUUAAAAGCUCCGGAACUUGCUGUAAUUGUUGAAGUAAUACGCGGUGUUUGUCUUAUGUCUGUUGCUCCACAUUAUUAUAAAUUUAAAAAAUACAAUUUGUUAGAAAUAUGUAAUAUAAAAGAACCUGCAAAUAGUACAAAGGACAAUAAUUCUGAUGUUAACAAAGCAUCAGAAACGGAUGAAAAAAGAAUAAAAGAAAAUACCAACUCAAUGCAAAGUACAAUUGAUAACAACAAAGAAUCCAAUGACUGAUGAAGAUCAUUGUUAUUGACUACUAUAAUUGUAGUAGUCAAUUAUGUAUAUAUACAUAUAUACAUACAUACAUACACACACAACACAUUUAAUACUUCAAAUUACAUGCAGCAUCUACCUUUUUUAUUAUUUAUAUAUUCUUCGUAAAUUCGACAAACUGUAUGUAAUUACGAAACAAAGCAUAAGGUGUAUCUGCUGUACUAAUAAAUAUUUUGAGUAGUUA